Antechinus flavipes (yellow-footed antechinus) is the source of this 785-nucleotide messenger RNA. Its product is annotated as cleavage stimulation factor subunit 3-like. Lineage: Eukaryota; Metazoa; Chordata; Mammalia; Dasyuromorphia; Dasyuridae. The coding region runs from base 190 to 324 and encodes 44 amino acids. The record is from RefSeq and is a predicted model, not a curated record. The transcript has 2 exons.
GCCGCCAUUUUGACUCCUCUCAGAGUGGGUGGCGGCGGCGGCGGGUGCUGGCGGUCCGGAGCCACCCGCCGGCGACAGGCACCUCGCCCGCUUUUUUUUCGGGAGGUGACUUCGAGUUUCCUUUUCCUUUUUUCCUUCUAGCCCCGUGCCGCGGGCCAGCUCGUACGCUUUUGCCAGGCACCCGGCGCGAUGUCUGGCGACGGAGCCGCCGAGCAGGCUGCUGAAUAUGUCCCAGAAAAAGUGAAGAAAGCAGAAAAGAAAUUAGAAGAGAAUCCAUAUGACCUUGACGCUUGGAGCAUUCUCAUUCGAGAGGCACAGGUUUAGUGAUAUAGGAUUACAUUUCCUUCUCUAUGGGUCCAAUCACACUCUUUGGUUCUGGAGUAAAUAUUUACAUAAUCAUAAUAUUGUAAAUGCUAUUUAUUGGUUUUUAAUUUUUAGAAUCAACCUAUAGACAAAGCACGGAAGACAUAUGAACGCCUUGUUGCCCAGUUCCCCAGUUCUGGCAGAUUCUGGAAACUGUACAUUGAAGCAGAGGUUAAUAUUUUUUAUUUUAUUUUCCUUAUAUAACACCCAAUAGGAAUUGAAGUUUACACAAUAGUGAUAGCAAAUAGCAAAUUAGGAACAUAACCACAACUAGGACAAGGAGGAUUUAAAUGUCUCUUGCCUUUAUUUUGUAAAAUAGGUAUAAAGGAGUAAUUAAAAUGAAUUCUGAAAUUUGGGUCCUUCACAAGCUGAUGAUUGUUGCAUUAUGGAAUUGCAACAACAUUAAAACAGUUUCAAUGGUA